AUGAAAGAAAAUGAAUCAUCCUGGAUGCGAUCCUGGGACCUCUCGCAUGUUAAACGGAGACAUGCCACUAACCACGGAGCCGCUUUAUGCUGUGUAAUAAUCUGCAUUCCCGAAAUGUUCUGUUCACGGACGUCAUGUCCAGAAAAUGGAGUAUCAUAUUUGUUUAACGUCCAAAGAGUUAGCUGGAUGGAUGCAGCUAGACUAUGUGAAGAAGCCGGGGGAGUUUUAGCGAAAGUACAGUCGAUUAUUGAAGCAAAUUGUAUCUCCAGACAUUUAAAACAAAAUGGUGGCAGAUUUUUCAUUGGAGGAAACAAAUCCUCGUCUGGAGAUUGGACAUGGAUAGAUGGUACUCCAAUAACCCAGCCGACAUUCUGGGCUCCAAGUAAUGUGUAUCUUGAUCAUGAAAAUAGAAAGUAG
Saccostrea cuccullata (small rock oyster) is the source of this 417-nucleotide messenger RNA. Its product is annotated as C-type lectin domain family 17, member A-like. Bases 1 to 417 code for a protein of 138 amino acids. The transcript has 3 exons. Lineage: Eukaryota; Metazoa; Mollusca; Bivalvia; Ostreida; Ostreidae. The record is from RefSeq and is a predicted model, not a curated record.